AUGUCAUCAAAUCAAAAUCAACAAGCUGGUCAACAAUGGAACAACCAGCAACAACGACAACAACAAGGGAAGAAUUGUCAAAAUGCUAACUGUCAACAAAAUGAAGAAUGUUGUCAAGGUGGUAUUAAUCAACAACGACAACAAGAUCGUCAAGAUCUAAAUCGUCAACAAAACCAACAAAAUAACCAAGGUUUAAAUGCACAACGACAACAACAACAAAACCAACAAGCUGGUCAACAACUAAACAACCAGCAACAACAACGACAACAAGAUCGUCAAGAUCUAAAUCGUCAACAAAAUAAUCAAGGUUUAAAUGCACAACAACAAAAUCAACAAGGUGGUCAACAAAUAAACAACCAGCAACAACAACAAGAUCGUCAAGGUAAUGACGCUGAGCAAAAUUUGAACGCCCAACGACAACAACAACAAGGUCAACAAAGUAAUUGUGCUCAACAAUUUAAACAAGCUGCUCAAAUUGGAAAUGCACAACAACAACAACAUCCUCGACUCAUUCACUAA
Messenger RNA from Adineta steineri, 519 nucleotides. The record is from the annotation of a GenBank genome assembly. Lineage: Eukaryota; Metazoa; Rotifera; Eurotatoria; Adinetida; Adinetidae.